AUGUCGACAACACUGCCGCCUGCUGGAAACGUAUCGCGGCUGCUAACCAAGUUCGGAGCGUCUACUGCUGCUGCCCCACGACCCGUAUCGCGACCACCGUUUGGCACUUCGGGAAGUUCCGAAUCCAACAUGCCCACCACCGCGUCUUCCCGUGCAAGUAGGCCCGUCUCUCCUACCCGAAGUGGUUCCGGAGAUGGCGCUAGUGCUGGAAUGGGCGGCAUCGAUAUCGGAAACUACGAUGGUGGAUUCGAGAAGGAAGACGAGAGUCGUGGCCAACCGGUGACUGGAGAGGCAGCAUCUGACCUUGCUCUGGAUUCGAGUGCACCAAGCAUCUAUAGCGGUCAUCGCCCCACCCGCGAAUGGCACCUUACCGAUUUCGACAUGGGUCGUCCCCUGGGUAAAGGAAAAUUCGGUCGAGUCUACAUGGUCCGAACAAAAUGCCCUCCCCAGUAUAUUGUUGCCCUCAAGUGUCUUUACAAGUCGGAAAUCGUCCAGUGCCAGGUCGAGAAGCAAAUUCGACGUGAGAUUGAAAUCCAGCAAAACUUGAGGCACCCGAACGUACUUCGGCUCUAUGGAUAUUUCCACGACACGAAGCGCAUUUUCCUAAUGCUCGAAUUUGCCGGAAAAGGCGAGCUGUACAAGCAGUUAUCCAAACAAGGCCGAUUCACCGAGAAACGGAGUAGCCGAUACAUCUACCAAAUGGCCGAUGCCCUAAGCUAUCUUCAUAGCAAACAUGUUAUUCACCGGGAUAUCAACCGAAAUCUUCUCCUUGGUAUUAACGGAGAACUGAAAAUCGGUGACUUUGGUUGGAGUGUUCAUGCGCCUGGCAACCGACGAACAACUUUGUGCGGUACACUUGAUUAUCUCCCACCCGAGAUGGUCGAAGGGCGUCCCCAUACAGAAAAAGUCGAUUACUGGGCGCUCGGCGUGCUCAUGUUCGAGUUCUUAGUCGGCAAACCACCAUUCGAGGACCUCAGUGGACAACGCGCUACGUACACCAAGAUCUCGGCCGUCAGCUUCCAGAUCCCAUCCCACAUCUCCAGUGACGCGGCAGAUUUGAUUCGAAAGCUCCUGCAACACGAUCCCGAACGAAGGCUGCCGCUCACUCAGGUCGCAACUCAUCCUUGGGUUGUUCGCUACAAGCGCAAGAGCGAUGCUAUGCAACUCGAUUAA
This is a messenger RNA of Rhizoctonia solani, 1173 nucleotides long. RefSeq names its product aurora kinase. Gene Ontology annotation, molecular function: ATP binding; protein kinase activity. The record is from RefSeq and is a predicted model, not a curated record. The transcript is spliced from 7 exons. Gene Ontology annotation, biological process: mitotic spindle organization; regulation of cytokinesis; protein phosphorylation. Lineage: Eukaryota; Fungi; Basidiomycota; Agaricomycetes; Cantharellales; Ceratobasidiaceae. The coding region runs from base 1 to 1173 and encodes 390 amino acids. Gene Ontology annotation, cellular component: spindle microtubule; spindle pole centrosome; chromosome passenger complex.